Messenger RNA from Fusarium venenatum, 525 nucleotides. RefSeq lists its product as uncharacterized. NCBI's taxonomy places the organism in Eukaryota, Fungi, Ascomycota, Sordariomycetes, Hypocreales, Nectriaceae. The record is from RefSeq and is a predicted model, not a curated record.
AUGUUUAUAACUCCUCGAGUUUGGCGCGACGUAGAUGUCGAAGAGUUCAAAAAAGCGAAUCGCAUUUGUUUUGUUACUCUUGACGAUAUGGAGAAAGAGCUUGCUGACCUGGCAACACACUUGUUCAAUGGGAUAAAGGUGGAUGCCUGGUGGUUCGAUACCAGCAAGAUUGGCCCUGAGUACUGGAAUCCAGAGUCCGACAUGGACUUGGCACAGAUGAGACAAUUAGAACUCGAGACUGCAGGAAACAAUUCAUCGGAUAGCAAAACAUCAGAAGAGGCUAUUGACGACGAGACUGAUGAUGACGAGACUAUUGACGACGAAAUAUCGGCGGACGAGGCAACAGGACCAGGAAAAUUGGUCAGCACCAAGGACAGCAAUAACCAGGAAACCGAGACUGAGAGUGAAGACGCUCAACAAGAGAAGCAGUCAAAAAGGGCACGAAAGAAGAAAGGAAAGAAACGAAACAAGGGGACAAGAUUCGACAAAGGUUUCACCAAGAACAAAAAGAAGAAGAGAAAGUGA